Messenger RNA from Ctenocephalides felis (cat flea), 4854 nucleotides. Its product is annotated as calmodulin-binding transcription activator 2-like. Lineage: Eukaryota; Metazoa; Arthropoda; Insecta; Siphonaptera; Pulicidae. Gene Ontology annotation, cellular component: nucleus. The transcript is spliced from 32 exons. Gene Ontology annotation, biological process: regulation of transcription by RNA polymerase II. Bases 71 to 4810 code for a protein of 1579 amino acids. Gene Ontology annotation, molecular function: protein binding; double-stranded DNA binding; transcription coregulator activity. The record is from RefSeq and is a predicted model, not a curated record.
UUCAGUCGCUUCGCACAUGUCUUUGGUUUUGGCGAAAUCGUCGGAGUUCGGCAACUGAUCCCACGUGGCCAUGGCUUCGCAGGCGGUGUACUGUCUCAGCCUGCAGAUACGUAAUCCCUCUAACUCUGGCGAUGGAUCAGUGUCAACUAACAACGCAAAUGGUACAUCAAAUCGAGCAGAAUCCUCCGACACUCUAGGAGUUCAACAAAACCUCCAACAGCCGCAAAUCAUCCAAACCCAACAGCAACCGCAUCAACUAAUCGGCGAACUCAACAGCAAUAUUAUUUUGCUGCGCGGUCCCGGCGGUAAGCAGCAAAAAUCGGGCGGUAGAGUCGGCGGUGAUCAAAUAUUACUACAGACUUUAAAACGUAUAGAUCGUACGACACCAAUUUUGUUGUUGAGGAAUAAUUCCAGAGUUGAUACUGGGCAGAAAUUUGCAGUUGCUACGACAAGGAAACAAAAUGUGCAAAUUAAGGACGAGGACAAUGUUGUUUUGGCGCAACAGGAUCAGGAGGAAAAUGAUGGGGUUAAACACAUUAUGCCGAUUGGAACAGACGGAGAGCCGAUUAAGCUGCCAGAUAAUUUGGAAAGUCUGCCACGAGCUGAACAUUUUCCAACACAGAGGCAUCGCUGGAACACGAACGAGGAAAUUGCUGCAGUUCUAAUAAGCUUUGAUAGACAUACAGAAUGGCAAUCAAAAGAAGUAAAAAUAAGACCGAAAAGUGGUUCAAUGCUUCUAUACAGUCGGAAAAAGGUGCGCUAUCGGAGGGACGGUUAUUGCUGGAAAAAACGGAAAGAUGGAAAAACUACAAGGGAAGAUCAUAUGAAAUUGAAAGUUCAGGGUACCGAAUGCAUUUAUGGAUGCUACGUUCACUCCGCGAUACUGCCCACUUUUCAUCGCAGGUGUUACUGGCUUCUCCAGAAUCCAGAUAUUGUGCUGGUUCAUUAUCUGAAUGUCCCAUAUCCUGAUGACAAUAAAAUGGCAGUUAUAGCACCUAGUAUAGCAUUAUGGGGAGAUCGCAAGGAAUGGACUAAAGAAGAACUAGUAUGCCAACUGAAACCAAUGUUCUUCAGUGAAGAUGAUCCAGAUAUAAACAAUGAUUUGGAGAUAUCUACCGCUGAGACCGUCGAAACAAUAGUUGGUCAACUGAUGGAAAGGCAACGUUUGGCCCGACAAGCCGCCCUCGUUCGCCAACUCGAAUGCGGUUGUCCGGACUCCACUUGCGCCGAUGGCAAAUCUUGUUCUCAUCCGACUGUUCCCGGCAGCGGUACAACAAACAGGAGAACGCUGGCGACUGGCGGUCAGAGUGGCAGCCAGACAAAUGCGGUCGAUCAGUCGAAAAGCCACGGAUCAUCUGCAGCUAGUGGAUCGAGGACGAAUAAUGUCAGUGCUUCGGAUAAUAAUAAUCAGGUGUCUUCAACUACAGGAACGAUGUUAUUAAAUACAAAUAAUCACCAGCAGAGAGUUUAUGCUAGCAAACAUUUGAAUCAUAAUUUCCAUCAUCAUGCCAUCAGGGAAGCGCGUCUGGUUACCACGCAGCAUGCUGGUCACCAAGGAGGAGCAGUACAUACUGGUGCGGCGCCACCGUUAGUUCUUAGCCUUUCGCAGAUACAUGGAACUGGCGGGUUAAUCAUUCUCAAUAACCAUCAUCAUCAGGCUAACACUACGGCUGCCACUUUGCAGCAACAUCAUAUCCAGCAGCACCAUCACCAACAAACGGCAGCAAAUCAGCAACAAAUCACGAAUCAGCAGACUAACCAUGCAUUUUUGAAUAUUCGGAAAGGUGUAGCAACGAUUGUUCCGAAAGUCGAAGCAAUGGAAACUUGCUCCAGACCAGAAGACGCUAAUGCCAACCAGCAGCAACAUACAAGAAAUCAACGGCAUCAAAGUGCUCCAACAGACUUUGUGAAUACUGGAAAUAAAAAUGAACAAAAGAAUAAUCAACAACAUCAACAGCAAUUUUGCGUUACUGAUGUUAAUGGAUUUUUCGAUGAAACCUUGGAUCUUUCACACGAAGACAUUCAAAGGACUUUGAGUGCAAAUAUGCCCCGUUGUCCUUCGGAUUCGGACGUAGUUAAUGUCACCAAUACUGCGCCAAGCAAUGAUAUAGAAGAUACACCAGAAAUAAAUCCUAUGGAUUUUAUUGAAAAUUGUGAUGUAAUGGUCUCACCAGGUGAUACUGCUGAUGAUGACGUUUUUGUAAAUUUAGAUGCAUUUGAUAUGUUAGGAGACUUUCCGGAUCUAGAGGUGUUAGAUGCAACUAAUGAAAUUAGUGUUGAUAAACGUUCUCCGCCUGCUAUUGAUUUUCGUGAAGGUUCUGCCAGUAUUACUGAUUAUUCACCUGAAUGGGCUUAUCCAGAAGGAGGCGUUAAGGUUCUAGUAACAGGUCCAUGGCAUUCUACAAGUUCACCAUAUACAGUUCUGUUUGAUUCGUUCCCAGUUCCAACUACACUUGUACAAAGUGGUGUUCUUCGAUGUUAUUGUCCAGCCCACGAAGCAGGACUAGCAUCACUGCAAGUGGCUUGUGAUGGUUUUGUGAUAUCAGAUUCAGUAUUGUUCGAAUACAAAUUACCUCCGAGAGAGGCCCGUGCUGCUCCAGAACCAGAAACGGAAACAGAAACUGAAUCUACAGGAAAUAACGGCGGGGAAGGUCUAUUAAAGUUUUCGUUAUUACAUAGACUGGAGGCUCUUGACGAUCGUAUGCAGAUCAAAAGAGAAAAACCUGAGCAGCAAGAGGAUUCUGCAUUACUAUCAUCAACGAACUUUGAAGACAGGCUAGUUACCUAUUGUCAAAAUUUGUCCAAAAGAUUGUGGCGCGGUGACACACAGGCUGGUUCCUGGUUAAGUGGCCAUAAAGGAAUGACUCUACUACAUCUAGCUGCUGCUUUAGGUUAUAGCAGAUUAGUUUGUUCUUUAUUGCACUGGAGAACAGAAAACUCUUCAUUGCUUUUGGAUACUGAGAUCGAUGCUUUGAGCAGGGAUGAUCAUGGUUACACGCCCCUGGCAUGGGCUUGUUCAAGAGGUCACAUGGAGACAGCAAUUAUUCUUUACCGUUGGAAUCAUGUUGCACUCUAUAUUCGAAAUACAGCGUCACUUUCACCGUUAGAUCUUGCGCGAAAAAAUAAUUUCCAUCAACUUGCUGAGGAGAUCGAACGCCUGGAGAGAGCACGAGAAACAACUCAAAAUAACAUUCAGAAUCCAAAUAAUGAAUCUCAGAUGAUGAAUUUGAAUGAUUUUACUAUGAAUAGUAUGGAUGCCUUGAGUGUUCAAAGUGAUCAUUUGGGAAUAAAGGAUAGUGCUUUUUCGCCGGUUUCAACACGUUCUCAUGACGGAGUAUUUUUGCGUCCUGGGGCAGUAUCUAGAUGCACAAAUUCUACAAAUUCAAUAUUUGAAGAUUUGUUCGUCAUAGUUGAUACACCUGUAAUUUUGCUUUUGUAUCCAAGUGCAUCACUAAGUAGUAAUUCUGAUAGAAGUCAAGCCAGUGGAUCUCUUCGAUUAAUUAAAAGGCCAUCAGUAGAUAGUGGCAUCGGAUUAGGAUCAUCAGACAGACCUCGAGGCAAAACUACAAGAGAAAAUAAACUUUCUAGAUUUGAUAGAAGCAUGUCUUUACCAGUGAACACAAAUUUUCCACAAACGUUGCAAGAUCUGCAGAGCGCCUUAUCGCCGUCUAAGAAAAAUGAUUUUGCUCAUUGCGAGCCAGCAAGCCGUAAUCUAUCUUCCGAUGAAGCAGGCUGCAAAAUUAACCAGGAAAAUUCUAACCAGGAGGCUGGCUGCUCAUCAGCCAGCAACUCUAACGUCGUAGGGGAACCUGACGUGAGAGUAUUGACCCUAGCAGAACAAAUUAUCGCAGCGAUGCCAGAAAGAAUCAAGAAUGAAAUAGAAGACAUGCACCUGGGAUCACCCUGCGGCGGGAUUAGUCCAUCCGAUUCUCUGGGAGAUGUUUUUAUGGAACCUUUAUUAGAAUCACAAUCUGAUCACUCAGAAUUCAAUUUUGAACAUUCCGAUCAUAACUAUAGGUAUUACGAUGCUGGUACACCUUGUUCAAGCCUAAGUCCUGCCAGCAGCAGUUGCCUGCAGAGUCCAGCUUCAUUUACAUUGGAUUCACCUUCACCACCUCCAACUACGCAAGAUCAUUGCGAUUUUUUGCAUGCUGGACCUUUUGAAUCAGAUUUUAAUAAACUGACUCUCUCAGAUCGCGAGCAACGUGAAUUAUAUGAAGCAGCAAAAACCAUUCAGCAGGCUUACAGAAUCUAUAAAGGACGUCAAAAACUGGAAGAACAGGACAAGGAACGUGCUGCUGCUAUUCUUAUUCAAAACUAUUACAGACGAUAUAAACAGUAUGCUUAUUUUAAGCAAAUGACUCAAGCUGCUUUGGUGAUACAGAACGGUUUUCGUUCAUAUUGCGAAUAUAAACGAUUUAAGAAGAAUCAGCAAGCUGCUUCCUGCAUUCAAAACUAUUAUAGAAGCUACCGAGAUCAGGGCCGUACUCAAAGUGCAGGAACUACUCGCGAAACUACUCCGUCCGGCACUGGAUUGAAACGAACAUAUUCACAAAGAAGGCAACAUCAGGCAGCUAGAAAAAUUCAGCAGUUUAUGAGACAAUCAAAAAAUAUAUUGCAGAAAGAACGAGCCGAAAGAGAGAAGCAGUCGGCCCAGCCGGAUUACCAGGCUGCCCUCCAAAGGUCGCCCCCUCGCGUGGACACCUUUCCGCCUACCACAGAUCCAAACAGAUGCACUGAGCACGGCGCAAUGAAUCCUGAAGAAUCUUCACUUCAGGACGAUUUGGAUUUUUGGAGUGAUUUUAUGUGAUAUGCUUAAAUAAUAACAAUGAAAUAAUGUAAACGAAUGCAACG